AUGGAUGGCUCAUCUCAGGUUACCGAACCUAUUACUUCUGGGGGAUUAGAAUCUAUCAAUGUACUAAGUCAUAUACUAGAUGAUAAUCAGCUUUUCCUCUUGUACUUCAUCAUGGGUACUUACUUUGGCCCGGAUCUCAAAGGGGAGAGGCCGCAAAAGUCAAAAGGCAUCGACGUGUUUAGAGAUGACGAGAAACUCAAACGAGGAACAUUCAUUGAUCUAGAGCUAAUGAAAGCUAUAAGAGAAUCCAAGUAUGCAAUCGUUAUUCUCUCAGAAAACUAUGCCUUUUCAAGGUGGUGUUUGGAUGAACUUGCCAAGAUCUUACAAUGCAUGAAACAGACGGGACUCACGGUUUUGCCAGUUUUCUACUAUGUGAAUCCCUCUGUUGUACAAAACCAAACAGAGACUUUUGCAGAAGCUUUUGCUAAACAUGAAGAUGAUCCUAAGGUUAGCAGAGAAAAGUUGUAA
Quercus lobata is the source of this 468-nucleotide messenger RNA. Its product is annotated as TMV resistance protein N-like. The record is from RefSeq and is a predicted model, not a curated record. Gene Ontology annotation, biological process: signal transduction. The transcript has 2 exons. Bases 1 to 468 code for a protein of 155 amino acids. Lineage: Eukaryota; Viridiplantae; Streptophyta; Magnoliopsida; Fagales; Fagaceae.